UACUUACAAUUAUUUAGUUUAAUGUUUUGGUUCGUUUCAACUAAACAGGAGAGCUUGUGUUUAGUUCAGGUUAUUAUAAAGAAAUUGUCUUUGAUCUAAUCCUAAAUUUAACCCAAAUUGAUUUAACCCUUUAUUCUAAUGAUCACUUCCGGUUAGCCUAGCCGUUAGCUUCGCCCAGCCACCCCGGGAAGAAUCAGCUGUUUUCCGGCUCCAGCAUGGAGGACAUGUACGUCAAACCCGGCAACCAGGAGCGGGGCUGGAACGACCCCCCCCAGUUUUCGUAUGGGCUUCAGAUGGCCCGCGGACCUCAGAGGAACCCCUUGAAUAAGAGAGCCGCUCCACCAACGAGCUCAGGUGCAGAAGCCCUGCCCGCAGCCACUCCUUCCUGCAACCCCAUGGCCCCGCCCAUGUGUGGAAUAGCCCCGCCUCCUCUCCCAGCUCGACUUCCACCUGACGGCAUGGCCACGCCUCUCACUCGAACGGGACAAAUGAGAGUUCAGAGAGAGGCAGACAGCAGCCAAUCAGAGCCUGAUAUGGAGACUGUGAUGUCGGUGCUGAACCGAGCGCUGGAUGCAUGUAGGAGCUCUGUUAAAGGUCCGGUGUGUAAUGAAGUAGCCAAGAGGCUCCGCCUGCUGGAGGACAGUUGGAGGUGCGGUAAACUGAGCCUACCUGUGACCAGACGCAUGGACACCCUGACCCAAGAGCUGCAGGCAGGUAACUGGGAUUCAGCUGACGAGAUCCACCGCUCCCUCAUGGUGGAUCAUGUGACCGAGGUCAGCCAGUGGAUGGUUGGCGUUAAGCGGCUCAUCGCUGAAACCAGAGACCUGAGUCCAGAACUCCUGAAGCCAUUUCAGAGUUCAGCAAGACCGGAGUCCGCUGAACCUGUUGGGGACUCAGACCCAGAGCAGGAGCUGGAACCAGAACCAGAGCCAGCAGGAAGGGCCCCUCAGCCUGAACAAAGACUCCAGGCCCCAGGGUCCCAGUCCUGAGUGUCCCUGCUGUCUGGUCACUAAUUGAAUCUGUAAUUAAAGUUAAUUGAUGUCAGGC
Messenger RNA from Fundulus heteroclitus (mummichog), 1047 nucleotides. It is a transcript of the gene sra1, whose product is annotated as steroid receptor RNA activator 1. Gene Ontology annotation, cellular component: nucleus. Lineage: Eukaryota; Metazoa; Chordata; Actinopteri; Cyprinodontiformes; Fundulidae. Bases 216 to 989 code for a protein of 257 amino acids. The record is from RefSeq and is a predicted model, not a curated record. Gene Ontology annotation, biological process: regulation of transcription by RNA polymerase II. The transcript has 6 exons.